AACCAUUUUCCUUCUCAUUGCUUUCCUACUACUCUAAGCUCUCCAUUUCUUCUACGUACCUAGUGCAAUUUCAGUUUUUCUCUAUCAAUCCCCAUAUGGCCGCUGUUGAGGUUCAAUCGGCACAGACAGCUUUCGCUGCGGAGAACACAACUCAUCAGCAUGAGGAAACAGUUAAGGAUCAAGAGACUAUCACUGCUGCUACUACUGAAGAAGUAGUGACAGUAACAGAACCAGCUGACGUAGUACCGGAGCCUGUGAAGGCGGAGGAGGAACCAAAGGAGGCGGAGCCAGCAGCUGCGGCUUCAGAAGCUGAAACCCCAGUUGAAGUUGAGACAAAGGAGGUGGAUCAAGAGGAAGUUGUGGCCUCAGAAGAAGCACCAGUUGAUGAGAAGACUACUGAAGAGGAGACUAGUCCUGUUGAAACUGAUAAGGUAGAGCAGGAGCCAGUCAUAGUUGUGGAGGAGACCAAAGAGAACAGUGCCGGUGAUGAUGUUGAGACUCCUCCGGUGGUGCCAGCACUGGAAGCAGAAGCAGAACAGGAAUCGGCAGCUGAGGAGCCCAAGGAAGAGGUCGCAGUAGUCAAGGAAGAAGAGAAGCCUGCAACUGUUGAGGAAGAGAAGCCAGCUGCUGCUGAGGAGGAGAAAGUUGAUACUGAAGUCCCUGUAGAGAAAGCUGAGUAAUGAAUGUGAUGGAUCACAGUGGUGUUGUGUUUACUGUCUGAGUGCGUAAUAAAGAGUAACUAGCUGGUUAAAAAAAACGGGGGGUAUGGAACGACCCGUGUAUGCCUAGCUUUGCUAAGAUGUAUGCGGUUUGGUUUGGGUUCCAAGUUAAUGCAUGUAUGUUUCAUAGAAG
Molecule: messenger RNA, 852 nt
Organism: Fragaria vesca subsp. vesca
Lineage: Eukaryota; Viridiplantae; Streptophyta; Magnoliopsida; Rosales; Rosaceae
Exons: 2
Coding region: 96-680 (194 amino acids)
Source: RefSeq, a predicted model, not a curated record